AUGGUCCGCAAAGUGUUAACGAUAGGAAGCCACCCGAACAUUGCGUUCUACAACUGGCGGCUUUUCUCGACGAAGAACUGCGAUUUGACGUAUGUGAUGAGCAGCAUGUCGGAGCAGUCGGCAGGGGAGACUUCGAGCGGUAUUCUGACGGAUUCAGAAGAUACAACAUUCCAGUGGAAGUCGGAGCAGUUCGGCAACACUAGGUACAGUUUGGCGAAGGUGUACGCAAAUUUGGACAGGUACAUGGCAGAAAUGAACCGGCGGUCGAGCGGACAGGGCGGGAAUAACGUCCGGCUCGCGUACUGGGACUACAUAGUUGUGUCUGCGAAGUCGUUGCAGGAGUUGUCCGGGCUGUUUUCGAAGCUGUCCGGGAUGAUAUCGGCACAAAUGCAGAGGACAGGCAAGCCACCAAUGAUCAUCAUCGAGUCGACGGACUUCGUGAGCUUGGAGCAGUUCGUGAGGAUGUCCUUGCAGAUGGACAAGGCGAGUGCGAAGCAGGUGGCAGUUCUGUCGGUGAUGUCGGACUACGACAUCCGGAUUGUGGCGAAGAACAGCUUCAGGGUGAAGAAGGGCCGCAAGGAGAGCGAGCUCGUGUACGUGGGUAAGAGUGGGCACGAGGGCGAGUACGAGGAGGCGGAAAUCGAGAUGGUAAACGAGGCUUCAGGGUUGUUUGAGUCGUGUGGGCUGGAUGUUUACAAGCUUCGCAGCCCGCUGGAGUUUCUUUCCUACCAGUGGAAGUUUGCCCUCCCGAAGAUCUCGCUCGAGCCCUUGGAGAUAUUGUUCGAGAAGCCGUUUUCCGAGCAGCUCCAGGAGGAAAUCCUUGCGAAGCCUUUGAUCAGUGGCCUCAUUUUGGAAAUCAUCACGGUGAUCAAGGCAAUCGGAUGCAAGCUUUUCAAGAGCUACGACAGCGAGGACAGUCUUCUAGAGAGGAUGAAGGAGCUCCACCCGGUGGAACCAGUGGGCCAGGACUGCUACGAGGCCCCACAGCUGUACUACAACUUCUACAACCACCACGAGCUGUACUUGGACUUGCUUCUCCUCCAGCCGAUCCUCAUUGCCGAUGACUACCAGGUCAAGACUCCGUACCUCGAGUUUCUCUAUGCCAUGAUGUGCCAGGCGGGCCGCAACAACGACUCUACAGUCGACAACGACGCGUCGGUGUUCUGGCUCCGCAAGAGCUCUCAGUCGAUGCUUGCGAUGAGGCAGCAGCAGGAGGACAUGAGGCAGAAAACCGACGAGAUCAAGAGUUUGCUUGCGAAGCAGGUGAGUGCGGUUAUGGAGGAUAGAAGGGAGAUGGAUGGUAGAAGGGGAAUGGAUGACAGAAAGGGGAUGGAUGAUGGAAAGGAAAUGGAUGAUGGAAAAGAGAUAAAUGAUGGAAAAGAGACAAAUGAUGGAAAAGAGACAAAUGAUGAUUCAGACGGAUCUGCUGCUAACGUGUCCAAAGGCUCCAGCAAAGCCGAGUCUGACCGCGAGGCGCCACUCAAUUUCAACAAUCACGUGAGUGGGGUGCCCUCAAGGGGGAUCUCGUCUGGUGAGGGGCGAAGCCGGGAGAGUUCCCAGCGGAAUCGGUACCGGGAGUCCCAGGGGACACCGCAGAUGCCUGAUGGGGAGCUCUUGGCACUCACACAGAUGGCCCAGAGUUACCUCAACGGGGAUGGGGGACAUUCGGGCAAGAGUGAGAAUCAAAAUCAGAAUCCAAAUUAUCAAAAUCAAAACUACCAGAAUAAUCCAAAUCAGAAUUAUCAAAACUACCAAAACCAACCCGCCCAGAACUUCUUCCGGCCUGCAAAUGAACCCCACGGCUUCCAAUCCUAUGCACAGCCUCAAAACCGGAGAUCAGCCAGCGGGCAAAGUUUCUCGAGAGACCAACCACCGCAGGAAAUCGAGGUUCACCAGAUGGGUGCAGCGAAGCUGUACGGGCGGUACGAGCCUGGGGAGAGCCCCCGGUUCCGGCGGAACUCGUCGUUUGGGGCUGGAGGGCAGUCUGCACAGCCACAACCUACACAGCCACAGCUUGCGCAGCCACAGCAGUAUAACCAGUAUCCACCGGCCCAGAUGCAGCAGUACAACCCUACAUAUGGACCCCCACGGCCUGCGGCACCGCAGAAGUAUGGAUCUCAGCCGAAUUUCGGCGAGGUUCAGCCAAUGCAGAUGCAGCCAAUGCAGAUGCAGCAAAUGCAAAUGCAACCACAACAAAUGCAAAUGCAACCAAUGCAACCCCAACAACCCCAACCUUACUACCCACAGCCAUACAGAAGACAACGCUCAGGUGGCUACGAACCCCCAAUGCUGGGCCAGAACAACAGGCUUACACACAGCUUUUCCAUGCAGCCUUCAGACUUAUCGAUGGCAGCAGCAGCACAGGGAGGCUCCCAGCAGAGAGUAUUCAAGAAGACGUCUCGCAAGUCGAGCCGUAUGUCGAACGCUUACCUCACGAACAGGCUGCUCUCGACGUCCGACGGCCUAGAUGCCGAUUCCAGGGGGAUGCCCGGUGCCCACACCUCCAUGGUUCCUCUGCAGAGUUCUUCCAGCAUGAUGAAUCUGCAGCCGAGGGACAAGUCCUCCCAGCAGCUGCCCGUUGUGCCGAAUGCUGCCUCUGCACACAGUUCGUCCACACCUCCACCGCAGGACCAAACGCUCCCUGCCCCGGCUUUCCGGCCGCCAUCCUCGGCCAACCCGGCAGCAGACAGCCCGGCAUCGCCUGCAUCGCGGGAAUCCCGCGUGGCAAGUACCCAGGGCUCGAAAGAGGGCCUGGCCCCGGUCCCGGAGGCCACCCCGGCCCCGACUCCCGCCUACGUGGUCAAGAGCGCGGCUGCCACGCCGGGCAAGAAGGGCAAGAAGAAGAAGAAGGGUCUUUUUGGCCUGGGACGUCACUAG
This is a messenger RNA of Brettanomyces bruxellensis, 2877 nucleotides long. RefSeq lists its product as uncharacterized. Lineage: Eukaryota; Fungi; Ascomycota; Pichiomycetes; Pichiales; Pichiaceae. Gene Ontology annotation, cellular component: cytoplasm. Bases 1 to 2877 code for a protein of 958 amino acids. The record is from RefSeq and is a predicted model, not a curated record. The transcript has a single exon. Gene Ontology annotation, molecular function: oxidoreductase activity.